AUGGUGAAGAGGGGUACCCGGGCCAGUCUCACCGGUCUGCAGAAUCCUGGUCUGGAGCUGGAGAUGACAGGAAGCACCAACACAAUCCAGGUCUCGGGGAGUCCUCAGGUCUCAGGGAGUCCUCAGGUCUCGGGGUGUCCUCAGGUCUCGGGGUGUCCUCAGGGGUCCAGGUCUUCGGUGUCCGCAGCAGUGAAGGCUGCAGCUCGGUGGGCGUCAUACUCCUGCGGCCGCUGGAAGCAGAGAAGAAGAAAAGUUACAGGUGUUCAUCUGGAGACGAAGUACAGAGGUCUGGCUGAGGAUGAAGAAGGGGAUGAAACUGACGGGACAAAUAUAAAACUACUGAAUCACUUCAGACAGCUGGCUGCUACCGACCAGGACACUGACCAGGUGGACCUCGACUUCCUGGAUCAGGUGAUCUCAGAUGGAGCCGACCCAAACAGCUCAGACAGAUUUGGACAAACAGUCCUGCAUGAGGUCUCCAGGGCGUGGAGUGUGGAUGUGAUGCGGUUCUUCGUGGACCGAGGCGCCGACCUCCACCGGCCGGACCGGUUUGGGGUCACAGCACUUCACGUGGCAUCUGCGCUGGACUACCAGGACAUGGUUCACUUCCUGCUGGACCGAAAAGCGGAACCAGAGCCUCGGACUCUCCUCGAUCAGCAGACUCCUCUUCACUUCGCUGCUAAGAACGACGCCGUAUCUUCCAUCAGACUGCUGCUGCAGGCCGGAGCCUCCAUCAGCUGCACCGACUACAAACGCAGAACGCCGCUGCAGCUCGCCGCCAACCUGGAGCGCAGUGAAGCAGCCCGCUUGCUGCUGGAGCUCGGGGCCGAGGCCGGAGUGAUGGACUCUGAUGGACAGCUCUGUAUAACUGCUCUGAUUGGUCGAAUGAGUUCAGUGGCGCGUCUGGCCCUCAGUCAGUUCCAUGUGACCGACAGAAUGACCCGACAACAGUACUUCUACCUGAACCUGCUGGAACCAGAACCUUGCUCACCUGAGACUCACCUGCAAGAUGCAGUCCUCAGUGAGCCGAUGUCUCCACUGGAGAUGGUGGUGAAUCAUGGGAAGUUGGACCUGAUCAUGAAUCCAGUUUUUCUAAAACUGAUCCAGGUGAAAUGGGAACUGUACGGCAGGCUGGGGGCGUGGCUUCUCCUCAUCCUCAACUUCCUGUUCAACGUCUCCUGGACAACCGUCGCCAUCUCUGUGUCCGUCUACCGAGACUCACCUUACCGCUACGUCCUCCCCCAGGAGGUGUUGAGGGAGGUGCAGGACAUCCUGCGUUCAAAGCGGAAGCUCCGCCUCUGGCGGUGGAACGUCUUUGAUUGGCUCGUGUACUUCCUGCUCACGGCGGCCUUCAGCGUCCACAUGGCAGACGUGCUCCGACCGUCCGCCCACCUCCACACCGCCAGCCUGCGUCUGUUCGCUGUCACCAUUGUCUUCCUGUGGCUGAGACUGAUGAAGCACGUCAGGGCCUUCAGGUUGAUGGGUCCGUUUAUCGUCAUGUUGGGGAACAUCAUCGGGGACGUGAUGUGUUUCCUUUUCCUGUACGCUGAGAUCUUCAUCCCGUACGCCUGCAGCUUCUGGAUCAUAUUCGGAGGUGUGUUUCCCAGUAUGCAGUCUGUCUCCGGCCUGCUCUACAGUCUGUACCGCAUCACUCUGGUAGACGAGUACGAGUACGCUGCCAUGGCGGCGCUGGACGGCGUUAUGGCUCCUCUGCUGUGUGGGACGUUUCUGGCAGCGUCUUCCAUCCUGUGUGUCAACCUGCUGAUCGCCCUGCUGACAGACACCUUCCAGAGAGUGCACGAUAACUCGCAGGCUAAUGCUGUGAUGCAGCAGGCCGCCGUCAUCCUGCAGGUUGAGGAGUCUAUGUCCGUCCUCCGCCAUUUCUACAACAACCAGUACAUCUCCAACCACUGCGCGCCGCUGGCUGACGCCCACGACGUCAUGGAAACAAACCCCCGUUACCAUGACGAGAUGGCCCACAUCACCACGCAGAUCAAAGACACUCUGGAUCAGUUCCUCGUCCUGCAGAGAGACGUGGAGACAGUUGGAGGUUCUGGCAGGGUCCACAAGGACCGGAACCAGGACCACAACCUGCAGGAGCUGCAGGAGCUGCAGAACCAGAACCUGCAGGACCUUAAGGACCAGGAGCUGCAGGACCAGGAGCUGCAGAACCAAGAGCUGCAGAACCAGGAUCUCCGGCACCAGAACAUGCAGAACCAGGAGCUUCAGAACCAGGAGCUCCGGUACCAGAACGCACAGAACCAGGAGCUGCAGAACCAGGAGCUGCAGAACCAGGAGCUCCGGCACCAGAACAUGCAGAACCAGGAGCUUCAGAACCAGGAGCUCCGGUACCAGAACGCACAGAACCAGGAGCUGCAGAACCAGGAGCUGCAGAACCAGGAGCUCCGGCACCAGAACAUGCAGAACCAGGAGCUCCGGGUUAUCCGAGCGGAGCUGCAGCAGCUCCAGACUCUGGUCCAGCAGCUGGUUCAGAACAGGACUGAUAAAGGUUGA
This is a messenger RNA of Cottoperca gobio, 2514 nucleotides long. RefSeq names its product transient receptor potential cation channel subfamily A member 1. Gene Ontology annotation, molecular function: protein binding; calcium channel activity. Gene Ontology annotation, biological process: calcium ion import across plasma membrane. Bases 1 to 2514 code for a protein of 837 amino acids. The record is from RefSeq and is a predicted model, not a curated record. NCBI's taxonomy places the organism in Eukaryota, Metazoa, Chordata, Actinopteri, Perciformes, Bovichtidae. The transcript is spliced from 18 exons. Gene Ontology annotation, cellular component: plasma membrane.